Messenger RNA from Eremothecium cymbalariae DBVPG#7215, 3291 nucleotides. It is a transcript of the gene PIM1, whose product is annotated as ATP-dependent Lon protease PIM1. Gene Ontology annotation, cellular component: mitochondrial matrix. The coding region runs from base 1 to 3291 and encodes 1096 amino acids. The transcript has a single exon. Lineage: Eukaryota; Fungi; Ascomycota; Saccharomycetes; Saccharomycetales; Saccharomycetaceae. The record is from RefSeq and is a predicted model, not a curated record. Gene Ontology annotation, biological process: protein catabolic process; mitochondrion organization; protein quality control for misfolded or incompletely synthesized proteins. Gene Ontology annotation, molecular function: ATP-dependent peptidase activity; ATP hydrolysis activity; single-stranded DNA binding.
AUGCUUAGUCGAAUAGGGGUGAGGCUGUCUAAGAAUGCGGUUGUAUGCCGGGUUAGGUUGUCAUCAUGUUGCGGUGGUAUACGGAACGCAAGUACAGUAAACCUAUUAGACACCAAGUUGGUCAGUGACUCAUUAGGUAAUGAUAUACCUCUGGGGGAUAGACAUUGGCAGGCUUAUAGAAGGCAAAUGAGUGAUCCCGUGAAGGUUAAUGAAUUAAGACUAUUAGAAGAGAGAUGGAUGAGUGAUCUUAUGAUGAAAGAAGACAACGAUGCUCCUGGUGGUAAGGAACGCAAGGUUCCUCCUGGGACCAAGAAAAGGGAUAAGGGACGUGUUAAUGAAGAUGUUACGAAUGAUAGCGAAGGCGAGAAGGAAAACGACAGUAAGCCUAUUGACUUAGAAUGGAGGGGUCCUGCUGGAAGAGGGUCAUCGUCUGAUUCCACACCCCAACCAAAGGAUGGCGGGGGCCCCAAUGGAGAUGAUCCAUUAUCUAAUAAACCUAAGAAUCCGUUAAGCGAUCCACCCCAAGUUUAUCCUCUAAUGUUGGCAUUACCGCUUUCCAGCAGACCAUUAUUUCCAGGUUUUUAUAAAGCUGUAACGAUAACAGAUGAAAGAGUGAUGAAGGCAAUUAGAGAGAUGCAAUCGCGUCAGCAGCUUUACAUUGGAGCGUUUCUUCUGAAGGAUUCAGAGAAAGAUACGGACGUUAUUCAGAAUAUGGAUGAAAUAUAUAAAGUUGGUGUUUUUGCUCAGAUCACUAGUGUGUAUGCGAAAAGAAAUGACGUUACAGGUAAGUUCGUUAUGACUGCUCUCUUGUACCCCCAUCAGAGAAUUAAAUUGGAAGAGUUGAUUCCUGCUCCCGAAACAAGUAAAGAUGUCAAGAACUCAGGCGAUGAGUCAAGUUUAGAGUUGAUGAAGCCUGCUGUACAGAAGAUUGAAGAUGCGGAGGACGGUUUUGAGGAUGAUUCAAGUCCCACAGAAUUCCUCAAGAAUCAUGCAGUUUCUUUGGCUCAAGUUUCUUCUUUGAAAGAUAAAGAAUUUGAUAAAAAGUCCCUAAUGAUAAAUGCUCUGUCAAAUGAAAUACUAAUGGUGUUCAAAGAUAUUUCUUCUUUGAAUUCGAUGUUUAAGGAACAAAUUGUUACAUUUUCUACUGCGAUCCAUACCGCUAGUACUAAUAUCUUUGAAGAACCCGCGAUGUUAGCGGAUUUUGCCGCAGCAGUAUCUGCUGGAAAUGACCGAGAGUUGCAAGAGAUAUUGGAAUCUGUAGAUAUUGAACAACGCUUGGAGAAAGCUUUGAUUGUAUUAAAGAAGGAGCUUUACACGGCAGAGUUACAGACAAAAUUAUCCAAGGAUGUUGAUGCAAAGAUUCAAAAGAGACAAAGAGAGUAUUUUUUAAUGGAGCAACUGAAGGGUAUCAAAAAGGAAUUAGGUAUCGACGAUGGACGUGAGAAAUUAAUUUCCAUCUUCAAAGAACGAGUUGAAAAAUUAACCUUACCAGAAACGGUCAAAAGAGUCUUUGACGAAGAGAUAAACAAGUUGGCAACUUUAGAAACGUCUAUGUCAGAAUUUGGGGUAAUUAGAAAUUACUUGGACUGGAUUACAAGUUUGCCGUGGGGGGUCACUUCCGAAGAAGAAUACUCUAUUAACAGGGCUAGAAAAAUAUUAGAUGAGGAUCAUUACGGUUUGAAGGACGUUAAAGAUCGUAUACUAGAAUUUAUUGCAGUGGGGAAAUUGCUUGGUAAAGUGGAUGGUAAAAUAGUUUGUUUUGUAGGACCUCCUGGUGUAGGGAAAACAUCUAUAGGUAAAUCCAUUGCAAGGUCCUUGAAUCGUAAAUUCUUUAGGUUUUCUGUUGGAGGUAUGGCUGAUGUUGCUGAGAUAAAGGGUCACAGAAGGACUUAUAUUGGUGCAUUGCCUGGCAGAAUUAUACAAGCUUUGAAAAAAUGUCAGACACAGAAUCCAUUGAUAUUAAUUGAUGAAAUUGAUAAAAUCAGCCAUGGUGGCAUGCAUGGUGAUCCGGCUGCUGCUUUGUUAGAGCUUUUAGAUCCAGAACAGAACAGUGCAUUUUUGGAUAACUAUUUGGAUGUACCUAUAGAUUUGUCCAAAGUGCUAUUUGUUUGUACGGCUAAUACCCUGGACACUAUUCCACGCCCAUUACUCGACCGUAUGGAGGUGAUAGACUUAACUGGUUACGUUGCUGAAGAAAAGGUAAAGAUUGCUGAAAACUAUCUGGCACCCACAGCCAAGCAAGCUGCCGGAUUGAAGGACACUAAUGUUGAGAUCACAGAAGAUGCGGUCACAUUAUUGAUGAAAAAAUACUGCAGAGAGAGUGGAGUUAGAAGUUUGAAGAAGCAUAUUGAAAAGAUAUAUCGUAAAGCAGCUUUGGAUGUAGUAAAGAAAUUUAGUAUUGAUGAUACCCCAUCAAAGAAGUCAGAAGACAAUACUACAAGUGAAUCUGAAUCUACUAGAGAGAAUAAAGCCGCAGCAAGUGAGACCACAACUAGUAAAAAUGAUCCCGAUACUGAAGAGGCUAAGAGUGAGGAAGAAGUUCGUGAAAGUUUCAAGGUUCCCGAAUCUUUCUCACUCAGGAUUACUUCAGAAAAUCUAAGAGACUACGUUGGAACGCCCAUAUUCAAUAGUGACAGAAUUUACCAAACAACACCACCAGGUGUUGUAAUGGGCUUAGCAUGGACUAACAUGGGUGGUUGUUCUAUGUAUGUUGAAUCUGUUUUGGAACAGCCAUUAGGCCCUGAAUCUUCUCCUGCACUAGAACGUACAGGCCAAUUAGGUGAUGUGAUGAAAGAAUCCUCACGCCUUGCCUACUCUUUUGCAAAGAUGUAUAUCUCGAAGAAGUUUCCAGAUAAUAAAUUUUUUGAAAAAGCUUCCAUCCACCUGCAUUGCCCGGAAGGUGCUACUCCAAAAGAUGGUCCAUCUGCAGGUGUGACAAUGGCCUCCUCCUUACUAUCCCUCGCCUUGAACAGGUCUUUAGAUCCCAAAGUAGCCAUGACUGGUGAGCUAACUUUGACAGGAAAAGUGUUGCGUAUUGGGGGUUUAAGAGAAAAAGCUGUUGCUGCAAAGAGAUCCGGUGCUUCUACCAUUAUUUUCCCGAAGGAUAACCUUGCAGACUGGGAGGAUCUACCAAAAAAUGUUAAAGAAGGCCUAGAACCUUUGCCUGCAGAUUGGUACGAUGAUAUCUUUGAAAGGUUAUUUAGUACAGUUACCCAGGAAGAAGGGAACACUGUAUGGAAGAAUCAGUUUGACGAAAUAAAUGCCAAGAAUGCAUCCAAGCAAAACAAAUGA